Chenopodium quinoa (quinoa) is the source of this 1123-nucleotide messenger RNA. Its product is annotated as gibberellin-regulated protein 11-like. The transcript is spliced from 3 exons. Lineage: Eukaryota; Viridiplantae; Streptophyta; Magnoliopsida; Caryophyllales; Amaranthaceae. The coding region runs from base 140 to 442 and encodes 100 amino acids. The record is from RefSeq and is a predicted model, not a curated record.
UAUCUAAAGCUCCAAAUUAACACAUCUUAUCAAAGUAUUUUUUUUUUUGAACAAUCUAAUCAAAGUAUUUAAUUCUCCUAUUUACUAUCCUAAAGAAAAAAAAAAAUUACAAGAUAAACAAACAAACAAAGUUGUAGCUAUGGCAAAUUCCAAGCUUUUCCUUGCUACAUUUGUGCUUGCUUUUGUUGUUCUUAAUGUGGUUCAAGCUCAAGAAAUGAUUGAGAUUAACAAUAAUCUUCAAAGGUCUCUCCUUGGUAUAGAUUGUGGAGCAGCAUGCGAGACUAGGUGUAAGUUAAGCAGCAGACCAAAUCUAUGUCACAGGGCAUGUGGUACAUGUUGCGCUCGUUGUGGGUGUGUUCCGCCGGGUACUUCUGGUAACGAAAAAGAGUGCCCUUGCUAUUACAACCAGAGAACUCACGGUGGAGAACGCAAGUGCCCUUAAAUUACCUUCUUAUUUCAACUCAAAAAUACAUCCUAUGUAUACUCAUCCUUUUCAUUAUAUUUUAAGUUUGUAAUGCUAUAAAAUUUCCAUGUUUUCAUAGGUCGUAUAAUGAGUAUGUAUGUAAUUGUAUUUAAUUGUACCUUCACGUAUUUUGUGAAUGAAUUAUUGCCUGAUGAAUAACGUGUUCGCAUCCCUAAAUAUUUGCUUUGUUGUCAUUGUUGAUAAAUUGAAGCACGAAAUGUUUAUCAGACUUGUGAAUGAAUUGUUGAUCAAUUAUUCCCUUAGAAGCUUUUGAUCUACGAGAAAAAUGAGAAGAAGAUAUAUACUACCUCCGUUUCAUAAAAUCUGCAACAAUUUCCUAAAACGGAAACUACACAUUAUGUGCAAAAAAAAAAAACUUUCUUAAUAUAGUAAAUUUUUUUGUUUAAAUUUACCAACAUACCCUUACUUAACUUCAAUAAACCACCUAUUAACUUACUAACCUAAAUUAAUUUAUUUAUAAUUAAACCCUAACCCAUAUUCUCUUUCCUCCCUCAUAGCCCACAUCCACCACCAACAUCACCAACUUUUCUCUCUCCACCCUCUCAACCACCAGAAACACACUUUUCUCUCUCAUCCCUCUCAAACCACCAGAAAUACAGUCUACCACCACCACUCAGAUCAGCGCCACCUCGUGACAGU